GUUCUAGGUCCGCCGCUGUUUGGAUCUGCAAAUUCCCUUCGAAUUUGAGAUAUUUUUUAUUCAAAUUCGUCGGAGGAGCGAAGAUGAGCGCGAAAAAGAUAGAAGGUUCGUCGGCUCCGGCGAAUCGACGGGAUCCGUACGAGGUUCUUUGUGUAUCAAAGGACGCUAAUGAUCAAGAAAUCAAAUCCGCUUACAGAAAAUUAGCUCUCAAGUAUCAUCCGGAUAAGAAUGCGAACAAUCCCGAUGCUUCUGAGCUUUUCAAGGAAGUUGCAUUUUCCUAUAGCAUUUUGUCUGACCCUGAAAAGAGAAGGCACUAUGACAAUGCAGGAUUUGAGGCACUCGAUGCGGAUGGAAUGGACAUGGAAAUUGACUUGUCAAACCUCGGAACCGUAAAUACUAUGUUUGCAGCAUUAUUCAGCAAACUAGGUGUGCCUAUCAAGACUACUGUGUCUGCCAAUGUUCUUGAAGAGGCUAUGAAUGGAACUGUUACAGUUAGGCCCCUUCCUAUUGGAACAUCAGUUAGUGGGAAGGUUGAGAAGCAAUGCGCUCAUUUUUUUGGAGUUACGAUAAGUGAACAACAAGCUGAAUCAGGGGUCGUUGUUAGAGUUACUUCAACAGCACAAAGUAAAUUUAAGUUACUUUAUUUUGAGCAAGAUUCAAGUGGCGGCUAUGGAUUGGCCUUACAGGAAGAGAGUGAGAAAACAGGCAAGGUGACAUCAGCUGGCAUGUAUUUCUUACAUUUUCAAGUGUAUAGAAUGGAUUCGACUGUCAAUGCGUUGGCUGCAGCCAAGGACCCUGAAUCUGCUUUCUUCAAGCGAUUGGAAGGUCUUCAACCUUGUGAGGUAUCAGAACUGAAAGCUGGCACGCAUAUAUUUGCAGUUUACGGUGAUAACUUCUUUAAGACUGCAUCCUACACGAUUGAGGCACUCUGUGCCAAGACCUAUGAGGAUACAACUGAGAAGUUGAAGGAGAUUGAAGCUCAAAUCUUAAGAAAGAGAAACGAGUUGCGGCAGUUUGAAACAGAGUACCGAAAAGCUUUGGCGCGGUUUCAAGAAGUCACCAACAGAUACACGCAGGAGAAGCAAACUGUGGAUGAACUGCUAAAGCAACGGGAUACAAUCCAUUCGACCUUCUCUGUCGUGAAGACACCAAGCAGCAAAAACUUGAGCAAUGGAAGUAGCAGCAAAGCUCAGGGAGAGGAAUCAAAAGGUGAUGGGGAUAGUGCGGGAGAAGAAGGCGGAACAGAGAGCAGAGACAAAUCCAAGAGGAAAUGGUUCAACUUGAACCUAAAAGGAUCUGAUAAGAUGCUUGGUUGACCAGAAGGCAGAUUUGUUGUGGGUCAUUGGUAUUUUGUUCAUUCGUUAGACGGAAGUGACUCAGGUGACUGUUCGUCACACUAGGGUGCUCUAUGUAGGCAUAUAUAAUCAUGGGAAUGGUCUGAGAGAGAUGCAAAAGCUCUUUAAUGAGUGAAAGGAUUUGUAUUGAUAGGAGUGUUUUGAUAUGUAUGCUUAUGCUUCAUUGAUUCAUUGUUUGUUAUCUUUAUAUUAAACAGAAUUGUCAUUG
Arabidopsis arenosa is the source of this 1563-nucleotide messenger RNA. The record is from the annotation of a GenBank genome assembly. Lineage: Eukaryota; Viridiplantae; Streptophyta; Magnoliopsida; Brassicales; Brassicaceae.